AUGGAAGAAGAAUUAAAGCCCGUUGUUGGUCAGAAGUUCCAAUCAUUAGAUCUUGUGUUCGCGUUUUAUGAUGUAUAUGCCCGCGCUGUUGGUUUUGAUACGCGCAAACAAGGGAUGAGGAAGGUGGACGAUGUUACAACGUGGUAUUAUGUCGUAUGCAAUAGGGAAGGCCAGAAGAAGUCUAACGAGGAUGACCAAUUGAAUGCACGUUCUGGUUUCUCAAUGAAGCACCGAAGGUUAUCCAGGCGCCGUGGUUGUAAAGCGAGUAUAUCAUUCAAGUACUUCUCUGAAAGAGGACAUGCAUGUUAUAUAGUACAGGAUUUCAACGAGGUUCAUAACCGUGAUAUGGUUGAGUCAGAGCAUCAGCAUUUUAUGUCCAUUAAUCGUCCUUUGGAUGAUGUUCAUCAGAAAUUCAUACUUGAUUGUUCAAAAGCGAAUAUUGGCCCCAUACUUACAUUUAAGGUGUUGAAGGAAACUCUCGGUGUGUUUGACCUUAUCAGUUGUACGGUUGGUGAUAUUAGGAAUGUUUCACGGGACAUCAAAGCAUACGCACAUGGAUUCGAUUUGCAAAUGGUGUUGGAUGACAUGGCUAAGAAGAAGGAAAUGUCCGAGUCGUACACAUAUUACUACGAAGUUAAUGAAAAAAACCAGUUGGUUACUCUGUUUUGGUGUGAUGGUUUGAUGAAGAGGAAUUACCACAUGUUUGGUGAUAUUGUAGCCUUUGACUCCACGUAUAACACAAACAGAUCAAUGAGAGCAGCCAUUGAAGAGGUUCUAGUUGGCACGCGACACCGAUGGUGUAUGUGGCAUGUAAUGCAUAAGUUGGCCACCAAGGUUCCAAAUAGGUUGUUGAGGGAUGACGAUUUCAAGAAGGAAUUUAAUGCAUGCGUGUGGUCAGAUCUCCUUGAGCCCGACGAAUUCGAAGAGGAGUGGAAAAGAGUUGUGGAAUGUCAUGGGUUGGAAGACUUUGACUGGUUCAACACAUUGUACGAGUAUAGGCAAUUCUGGAUACCGGCAUUGUUUAGAGAUUUUCCUCUGGGUUCGAUGAUUAGGACUACGUCCAUUUCCGAUUCGGAGAACAGUUUCUACAAAAAAAUUUUGAAGCCACGUGCAAACAUAGCCGAAUUCUACCUGAAUUUCAACCAUGCUGUUGAAUUCCAACGGAACAGUAGAACAACCUUAGACUACCACGAUGCCGUUGUUUUGCCCAUUUUGGCCACUACGUUAUCAUUCGAGAAACAUGCUUCAACGCUAUACACCGAUACUAUGUUCAAGAAAAUACAUGAAGAAAUCGUUGAGGGUAAUGACAGAUGUCGCGUGCUAGGUUUUUCUUUGAUAGAAUUUGUUGACACCUAUAAGCUUAGGGACAGCAAUCGCAAUUCGUAUUCGGUCUCUGUUGUUGACGAUUGGCAAACUCUGUCAAAUCAAGGCAUUUCGAUGUUCUACAGUUUCCUUCGGCGAUUUGAGGGGGACAUUGAAGUGGUUCGGGCAUUUGUAGGUGGUGUGGAAGAACUUGGUAAUUCUCUUCAAGCUGGGAAUCCUACAACGUUCGCAUCUGAAAAAAGGCGAAUGAUUGAAGAGUUUUAUGGUAUGGUGCGCCCUGAAGUUGUUGAGGUCCAUCCUCCAAAUGUUGUCAAGACCAAGGGGCACGCAAGCAGCUCAUCGAGCUGUCUGAUUUCGAAGAUAGAAAAGGCUCUAAAGGAUGCUAGUAGGCCUCUUAGAUGGUGUAAGGCAUGUGAUGAGAUGGGCCAUCAUGACUUUAGAAAUUGUCCAAUGCUUAAAGAGAUGGCGAUGGAGAAAGAGUUGGAGAAGGGCAAGCGUCCGACUUGA
This is a messenger RNA of Salvia splendens (bonfire salvia), 1830 nucleotides long. Its product is annotated as protein FAR1-RELATED SEQUENCE 5-like. The coding region runs from base 1 to 1830 and encodes 609 amino acids. The transcript has 4 exons. The record is from RefSeq and is a predicted model, not a curated record. NCBI's taxonomy places the organism in Eukaryota, Viridiplantae, Streptophyta, Magnoliopsida, Lamiales, Lamiaceae.